Molecule: messenger RNA, 1140 nt
Organism: Prunus armeniaca (apricot)
Lineage: Eukaryota; Viridiplantae; Streptophyta; Magnoliopsida; Rosales; Rosaceae
Source: the annotation of a GenBank genome assembly
AUGGAAGUUUCUGGCGUCGUUUCCCGGCAAGUACCUUGCUUUUCCGGCGCUGGAAUCGAUACCACUCGGUCUUCCACGGCGUCGUUUCAUGGAGAGUUUCGGGUUCAGGGUCGUAGAGAUUUUGGAGUGUCUUUGAGAACUAGAAGGUUUCGUGGGCAAUCGAAUUAUGGAUUUUGUGAUGACAGGCAUGUGCAGUAUUAUCACGUGGGUCCCAGAUGUGGUUGUAAGAAGGAGAAGGAGAUCAAGAAGAAGCUGAAGUUGCUCAAAGGGUUGUCCAAGGACUUGUCCGCGUCUUCUCAGAUGGGUUUUGGACCGUCAGAUUCUCAGGAGGGUUUAGUCGCUCAAUUUCAGGGGAAGCUGAUCUCGGAAGGUGCAGAGGCAUUAUUACUAAAACAAUUGGAGGAGCUAAGAGCAGAGGAGAAGGAAUUAAAGAGAAAGAGGAAAGAAGAGAAGGCCAUGCUUAAAGCUGAACGGAUGAAAAACAUGGUUGACAGUGAAUCAUCUUCUUCAUCAUCAUCUGAAUCAAGUGAAAGUGAAUGUGGGGAGUUGGUUGACAUGAACCGCCUGAGAAGCGAAGCCCCUGCGAAACCAAUACUAGACAGUUUGCAGCCAUUUAAUCAUCAAGAAGGGGCGGUGUUGACCCUACCGAGUUCAUUAGCCAUAGCCACCCAGCAAGAGAACACCACAGUAGAAAAUGUCACUGAAUUUAGCAUUUCACAGAAUCAGGAAGCAGAAUGCUGCUCAGGAACUAGUUCAAGUUGUGUCAGCAGUAGUGGUAGUAUUGGCCAUAAUGAUGCUCUUAGUAGCUCAGUUAUGGGAGCAUCUGCCCUGAAGAUUGAGGUGUGCAUGGGCAACAAGUGCAAGAAAUCAGGAGGUGGCGCAUUGCUGGAAGAGUUUGAGAGGGUGAUGGGUGUUGAAGGAACUGUUGUUGGGUGCAAGUGUAUGGGAAAAUGCAAAAAUGGUCCUAACAUUAGGGUUUCGAACACCGUAGGUGGGAUUCAAUCCGAAGGAACAGAUGAUUCGGUUAGGAUUCCAACCAAUCCUUUAUACAUUGGAGUUGGCCUGGAAGAUGUGAGCCUCAUUGUAGCUAAUUUAAUUGGGGAAGACAAUAAGGAUUUGGGGCUUGUUCCUGCAGCUUAG